UAUUCAUAGUUUCUUAUCAUAAUUCAUAUCCUCUUAUACCAUGUCUUAAUUCAUUAUAUUUUCUACUUUUUCCAUCAACCAUUCUUUUAUUCAUCUCAUCAUUUUUUCAUCUUCAGAUCUUUAAACAAAUUUACAAGUAUCAACUUUCAAUGGUUUGAUUUUUUUUUGUAUUUUGUGACGUCAGUCUUGUACCAUCUAUUAUAUGCUACCCAGACAACAUCUAUCUAUAAAAGGCCACAAGACGAGUAAGCAAGUGUAACCUAGUGCACUAAAACAGAUCAAGCGAUAGAAAUAGGCUGUGAGCUGGAGAUUAAACAGCAAGCCUUAUUUAACUUCUAAACACAGUUUCCAACUUAAACAUUAGAGUAACGUGACACAAUACAAAAUGCACGUUGAAGUUUCUGUCGCUCUCAACUUUGUGAUAUCGUAUCUGUACAGUAAAUUACCUCGCCGUAGAGUAGAUAUGUUAGCCGACGAACUCGAGAAGGGACUUAAGAAAAAGUUUGAGGGGCAUUGGUACCCAGAUACGCCUUGCAAAGGUUCAGGUUUUCGAUGCGUAAAAGUAAAUGGCGAAAAAGUGGAUCCGGUCAUUCUUAUGGCCGCAUACAACGUUGGACUUGACACAGAUGAGAUUAAAAAUGCUUUGCCCGCUGAGCUGACCGUAUGGAUCGAUCCUUCAGAGGUUUCUUACAGAAUUGGAGAAAAGGGAACCAUCAAGAUAUUAUACAGUGAAAAACGUCAAGAUGAAGAAGUGAUUGAUUCUAUUGACUGUGAAGUGUCGAUUGCCAGUAAAAGCUUCAACCCAGAAGCCCAAUGUUUCAAGCCCAUUGAUUCAUUGUCGUCAUCACUAAGUAAUCUUAGUUUAUCACCGUCAUCACCCAACUCAUCCGGAGGCUGGAGCGCCUCCACCUCACCGUCACUCAGCCUCUUUAAUUCGGCUUUACCAGUACAGAAUCCCCCUGCUGCUCCUACUUUUAAUCUUCAUAAAGAACGCGUCACACCCAAAUUCACUGCUGCAUCUUUUGCUGCGACCAAAUUUGGUUCUACAAAGCCUAAAACACACGUGAAGAGACCCACUCGUCUUUCGCCCACCGAAUUUGGUAACUUCUUCCGCCAGAGAUCCACCCCGGGAGAAUUUAUGCCUCAGCCCCAGAGACCCAGAUCCUUAUCUCCUCGAGAUCCUCGAGUGGAAUUCAUGAUCGACCAACAACAACGCAUGAUCAUGACGCAGAAUCGCCAACAGCUACACCCCUUCUCAGCUCAGUCACCCACAGCCAGUGGUGCUGGAUUCCUCAAUGAUUUCUACCAGCACCCAUCUCCAAGCCACUUGUCACCACAGACAGGGAUGAGUCCUAACAUGCCCGAUGUGUUCUCGAGUCAUUCACCCACCAACUCGCUCUCACCAGACGCUCCAAAAAAUUUCAUUGAUGGAUUUAAUCUCAACACUGUCGCGUAUCAAAAUCAUCUUCAACAGUUGCUGCUGGCUAAUUGAAUUGAUGACGUCUAAAGACUACGCGAGAGACGGUGUUCCUUUUUAGCCCUUUUGCAGAGUUAUUUAUUUUUAUAUAGCUAUCGAUUAUUGAUUUAUUGAUUUAAUAUCUUUAAAAUAAAAACGUAAAUCCAUAUCAUUAUAAAGAAAAAAAAGGAAAUGAUUAUUUUUAUAUAGACUUCUGUGUUUUUUGUACGUGACUGAUUUUGUUUCCAUUCUCAAUAAUAUUAUGUUGUAAUUGGAGAUGUGCCGAUCUCAAAGUAUGGACCACUUGUUGAUUCUACGAUACGUGAAGAGCAAUAACAUGGCUCAAGUUGUUUAGUGGUUUAAACUGACUCUUCAAUAACUCUUGAAGAGAUAACUUUUGCCAAAAAUAUAAGAGGACUUUGAGCAGCUAUGGUGCUACGAUGACGACAACAAGAAUUGUGUUCAUCUUAUCGUCGAAUGUAUUUUGUGCGCAGCUUUCAGCAGGACGACAGUGACCUGGUGUCGAAUUGGAUAAGUUCAUUAUAGAAAUAAUUUGAAAUCUUCUCUUAUUAGUUUACACAUAAUUCUUUUUUUUUGAUCAUAUAUUAUAUUUCUGUGUUAAUGUAUGUACAAAAAUUUGCUUCAAUCUUUGUUGUUUCAUAAUAUAUACCUAUGACUAUAUAUAUUAUUUUGUGUAGGGAUUCUCUGAUUUUUGUUUUUGCAAAUUUCUCAUAUCUGCAUCAGGGCUAUGUUUUAAAAGUAAUAACAAUAAUAUUCAACGUAUGUUUCACUUUUGACGCAGCACGAGUCGUGCGAGGCCAACACUAGUAUUGGGUGCACAAGAGUUGAAUUUCUCACUGCUCCCUUUAUAAUAAAAAUAGCCCAAGAGUCACCAUCUCUAAAAUCUGGAUUAUGGAACGAGACACAUUUUUGAGAAUACAUAUUGCCAUGUAAAUAUUGUUUAUUGUUUGUCUGGCACCAUGGUAUUCAUACCUAUUAAGACUGCAUUAUUAAUACAAUAAACGCUCCACAUCAAUCAAUACGUUCAUCACAUCAGCUUAAUUUGUCAGUAUUAUUUUCGUAUCUGUAGUCGUCAAUUCACGGUAGUGGUUAAGUAUACUUUAAAUGUUUUCUAUCUAAAUUUCUCUAAAAAAACAACAACAUCUAUUUGGAUAGAUAGAUACUUCGAUCAGAAGCGUGGACGAUGGUUCAUUUCUUGAAAAUAUUGUCUGCAGGCAUGAAGGCUCGUACUCCCGAUCAUGUUAAGAUCGUUCUGGCGCGCAGCCAUCUUUGAAAAAAAGAAUUAUAAGACAAAAUGUCCUUAGUGAUUUUGCCCUCUAGUACACUACUCUUGCCUUUUGAUUCUACUCAAAAUCUUCACUUGUUUAAUUUGUUCACUCUUGUGCAUUUAAACAGAUUGUUUUUUUCUAUAUGAUGUAUGAAUUAAUUUGUUGACUUUUAGAAUUUUAGUUUUGUGAGACGCAGUUUUAAGGAGCUCGUGUCUUUCACAGAAUAAUUUUUUUGAGUAUUUCUCUAGUCCUUGUAUUAUAUUAAACAUAGAUAUAUUUCUUAUUUAAUUUAAGAAAAAAAGACAAAUUUGUUGUAUUACUGUUUUCCUCAAAUAAUUUUAUACGGUGUUAAAAAGAUAUAAAAAAAAAAUAACAGAGAAAUAUAUUAAUAUAUAUAUUCGUAAGUCUUUUUAAAUAGUUAUUAUAUAUAUAUUAUACAUAUAUUAAAUGUUAAUCGGGUACAUAUUAUAAAAGUUAAAUGGUUUUUAUCUUUUUCUACUAUAUUUGAAUCCUUAACGGAGAUAAUAUGAUAAUUUUGUAUUUCCUACCUAUAUCAUAUUGUUGGCUGUAUGUAUAUAUAAGUAAUAGAAUUAGUUUAUUUCAUGAUACAUAUAUAAUAUUAUCCUGACUUCCUCUAAGAUGGCCACAUGGUUGAUUUUUUCUAUUAUUGCGUGCAAUAUGUUAAAAAAAAAAAACGAUGAAAGACAACUAUUUGUAGUUUAUUGUCUUCUAUUUGAGAAGAAAUCUCGUCAUUCGUAAUGUUUAUAUUGUUACAUAUUUUUAAGUUUGUAAUAAAAAAUAAAUUUUGACAUACAAAAAUAAA
Patella vulgata (common limpet) is the source of this 3568-nucleotide messenger RNA. Its product is annotated as protein Tob1. The record is from RefSeq and is a predicted model, not a curated record. The transcript is spliced from 2 exons. Gene Ontology annotation, molecular function: transcription corepressor activity. The coding region runs from base 386 to 1492 and encodes 368 amino acids. Gene Ontology annotation, biological process: regulation of gene expression. NCBI's taxonomy places the organism in Eukaryota, Metazoa, Mollusca, Gastropoda, Patellidae. Gene Ontology annotation, cellular component: nucleus; cytoplasm.